Messenger RNA from Phyllotreta striolata, 1672 nucleotides. The record is from the annotation of a GenBank genome assembly. NCBI's taxonomy places the organism in Eukaryota, Metazoa, Arthropoda, Insecta, Coleoptera, Chrysomelidae.
UUUUGACAGAUGCAGUUUUUCGUAUAUUGCAAAGAAAUUUAUUCGUGCUUGCAUUUUUCACGAGGGCACGAACCAAGCAGUAUAAUUCCUUAUAUUUCUAACGGUGCGAAAAAUGAGUUAGAUCAGUCCCAGUGAUAGUUAAACAAUAACUCUAUCGCGGUUAAUAACAUGCCGGCAAGAGGGCCAUACAAUGAAUAGAAGUGGGUGUGCGAUAUCAUCUCCUAUCUAAUUUAUAUCGUUAAUCGUUACCUGCUGCGGAUGAUAAAACCUCGAAUGAAUUUAUUGCACGAUUAUUGAAAGCACCAGUCGACUGGGAAAAGAUGUGCAGAGUACCAGCAUACAACUUCAAGAAUCUAAUAGAGUGUCUCAAGAAUAGUUGAGUUUCAUCGAAACCCAUCGCGAUGGGAAAUACCAAUAGCUGUUGUUCAUACUCUAGUCCUCAAAGUAGCCACAGAGAAAGGGGAGUUAUCAUUCCGGUGGGUCACAGGGAUCGCAAUCUCGAAGAUGCUUUGCAGGAAGGUGAAAUAAGUACUAGCAAUCUUCAGCAUAUCAGCGAAAGGGAGACAGACGAUGGAGAACUCGAUCCCUCUCAAGAUCCCGUGGCUAAAACCAUUUUCAUUGAACGAUCAAAAACCGCCAUAGAAAACGGCAUGAUUCGAAGGAAGAGCCAACAUCAAAUCGCCGAUUUGCGGCCAUUGAAGAAAUCGAGCUCGUGCUCCACUAUUUACUUGGACGACAGCACGGUAUCGCAGCCCAAUUUGAAAAACACAGUCAAAUGCGUAGCCUUGGGGAUAUACUAUCACAUAAAAAACAGAGAUUCGCAAAGACAGAUCGGCAUAUUCGAUGAAAAGUUGCAUCCCCUCACCAGAGACGGUGUUAGUGAUGAUUACGAUAAAUACAAUCCGGAACACAAGCAAAUCUACAAGUUUGUUCGAACGUUAUUCAACGCUGCUCAAUUGACUGCUGAAUGUGCCAUUAUUACUUUAGUGUAUUUAGAAAGACUGUUAACUUAUGCUGAAUUAGAUAUUCAACCUUCCAAUUGGAAACGAAUAGUUUUAGGUGCAAUCUUAUUAGCCUCGAAAGUGUGGGACGAUCAAGCCGUAUGGAACGUCGACUACUGUCAAAUCCUGAAAGACAUAACCGUCGAAGACAUGAACGAAUUGGAGAGGCAAUUCCUCGAAUUGCUCCAGUUCAACAUCAACGUGCCGUCGAGCGUGUACGCCAAAUAUUACUUCGAUUUGCGCACGUUGGCCGAAGCCAACGAUCUGACGUUUCCCAGCGAACCGUUGAGCGUCGAUAGGGCGCAAAAGCUCGAGGCCAUGUCGAGGGUGAUGGCCGACAAAUACACGCAGGAGGCUAUCAAAAACGGUGUGAUAAAGAAAUGGUCGAGUUUGGAUAAUUUGACCAACGGGACGGCUGCCAGACGGUCGAUUGCCAUUCUAUCGUGAUUCGAUUCUUGUGAAUAAACGUUCUAUAGCCUGGCAACAUUUUUCUAUAGUUGAAAAAUGAGUCGCUGCCAGUUAUUUUGGAACUAGGGUAUAGGCAUAGGCGCGUCCAGAAAGUAAGUUCCGUUUGUUAAUUUAAAAACAAAUCUUGUACAGAUAUCUGAAUUUCGAACCAUAUAAACUACUAUACUGCUAAUAUUGGUCUAAAUCCGUAGCAAACAUUACGG